AUGAUUCAGGUGCUUGGCUGCGGAGUUGAGUCUCGGCCGUUGAAUAUAUUGAAGCGGCCCGAUGCGCAGAGUGGCGGGAGCUGGUGGGCCGAUGCGGCCUUCUGGGAGGGAUUGGCCCUUGGAGCGGUGAAGCAAUCGGGGCCCAGCCCAGGCGUCGGGAACAGCUUCACCGAUGCUGCCAAUGAUGGAGCGGUGAAGCAAUCGGGGCCCAGCCCAGGCGUCGGAAACAGCUUCACCUAUGCUGCCAAUGAUGGUCCCAGCCCAGGAGUGGGACACUGA
Messenger RNA from Linum tenue, 279 nucleotides. NCBI's taxonomy places the organism in Eukaryota, Viridiplantae, Streptophyta, Magnoliopsida, Malpighiales, Linaceae. The record is from the annotation of a GenBank genome assembly.